Messenger RNA from Gopherus evgoodei (Goodes thornscrub tortoise), 4812 nucleotides. RefSeq names its product persephin (gene PSPN). The coding region runs from base 3441 to 4034 and encodes 197 amino acids. Gene Ontology annotation, molecular function: growth factor activity; receptor tyrosine kinase binding; glial cell-derived neurotrophic factor receptor binding. Lineage: Eukaryota; Metazoa; Chordata; Testudines; Testudinidae. The record is from RefSeq and is a predicted model, not a curated record. The transcript is spliced from 2 exons.
UUUGGCUCCAAGGUGUCAGAGAGUGGCUGGGAUGCGCUGAAUUCCGCUUCUGGCUCUGUACAAGGUGAGGCCCGCGGCCGGGCCUGGAUCUAGUAGCAGUAAGUUCCACCGGCUUUUGGGCCAGCCACGGGGGGGAGCGGUCUCCCAGGAGUCAGCCCCGAGGGGACGUCUAGUCAAAGUACAAGCCCCUCAUUACAUAACAAGCCUGGCCCUCCCAGAGUGUCCCUCUUCCUCACCUGGGUCUAGUUUUUCAGGGGUUCAAAAUGCUUUAUUGUUAAUGGCAGCGCUAGAUGCGGUGGGGCUGUGGGGGGGAGGCAGCAGCGGGGGGAAGGCUGGACUCUGAAAACCAGAGCCCUGUGAAAGAUUGAGGAGGGAGGAAGUCACAGACUAGGAACCACUAGACCCCACUUCCCUUUGGUGCUGGGAAGAGAACCCAGGUGUCCUGACUCCCUCUCUUCCAACCAUUCCCUCCUAGAGCCAGGACUAGAACCCAGGUGUCCAGACAACCCCCUCUCCUCAGGGGUGUUUCCCCUCCAGCCUGGCAGGGCCUGGUUUUGCCGCCCUGCUUGCCAUUGGCACGGCCGCUGGAGGAAGGAGUGGAAGGAAUGUGCUUGCCCGGCCCCAGUCCCAGACGGCGCCGGGCGCUCUCCUGUCAGCACCAGUGCUGAUUUAUCCUCGGGGCCUGUGACGCUGCGUGCAAUCCCCUGCCGCAGCCCGUUCCAUACGCGGCAGGCCUAAGCCGGGAACCAGACGGCUGCUCUUCCCCUCCGCCCCCAAAUUCUUCUUCCUCCUUCGCUGACCUUUCCCUCGGCAUUCCCGGAACGCCAGCACAAGUGGAAGCAGCUGAGCGCCAGUCCCGGGGCUCCUACCUGCCCCACAGCCGGAGCAUGAUGGAGAUUCCCCAUGGCCCUGACCUACCCACUCACUCUGGGCUCUGUGGUAGAUCUUGAGCUAAGCAGCAUCCACUCAGAGCUGAACUUGGAGGGGAGUGUGUCCAGCUGCCAGCCGUGGCGCGGAGAUGACAGGCCCUGUGGCUGCUAGUUAAGGGGGACACGUGCUAGAAACCUCUAGGAUUUUCCAGCAGGAGUCUCCGUCAGCGCUGGAUUUGGGGAGUGGGAUGGGAGCUGCGCAUGGAGCACUGUCCUGUGUCGGCCCAGACUCUGCUGCUCUGGGGUGCAGGAGGCACGGCUGGCUCAGGCCGGGGCUAGGAAGCCCUCGGGGGGUUGCUGCUGCGGGAGCAGCAGAGGCCGGCUGAGCACGUGUGCGCAUUAAAGACUCCAGACUCUUCCUGCAGAGCUGGUGUCUGGCCAAAAUCCCAGCCGCUCCUUCCACUACAGCCCUGUAAUCGCAGUCUGCAGUUGCCCGCUGGCCAGCAGUCUGCCGUGCUCCACCCAGAGCUGGGCGAGUGACCCAGGCAGACACUUCCCUUAUUUGACUACAUGGGUCAGACAAGAAUCCUAAAAACAGUGGGCUGGAUGGGCCCUCGAGCCAUCCAGCUCCCCCCCCCGGCGCUGAGGCAGGACCGGGUGAACCUAGGCCAUCCCUGACAAGUGUCCAUCCAACCUGUUCUGGAACCCCUCCAAUGAUGGAGAUCCUGCAGCCCUGCAAGUUAGAAAGGUUUCCCUAACAUGUCACCCAAAUCUCCCUGAGAGGAGCAGGAGCUUUCUAACACCAGAGAGAUUUAAGCUUUGAACUGGGGGUCCAAGCAGCUGGUCUGAGGGCUGUGGGAACCCCAAGCGGGAUGAGGGGUACUGGGGUGCGAGGGCCAAGCCUGGGCAGAGGAUGGCAAAGGAAAUCGAGCAGAGCCAGGAAGCAUUAGAGGCUGUGGCAUGGGGGAGCCCAGUUGCUGAGUGCCAUGCAGGCCACGGCAUAGGCACCGGGGAUGGGGCAGGUGACAUAAGGGGGAUUUUCUCUCUGAUUCAGCCCCAGGCUGUGCUGGGGGGAGACAGAAGCAGAGGGGAAAGCCCUCGAGCCCCUGCUCCCCGAGGCUGGGCUGGCUCCGGAGUUUACGGAAGAUGCGUCUACAUGGAGCAGGGCGCACAGCUCUGGGGAAGUGACCUGCUCUCCGCUUGGCCGAGGCUGCCACACGCAGCGAGCUGUCGGUUCCGGGGAACAGCCGGCACCAGUGCUAGGCAGCCUCCAGCCUUGGGCUGUACGGCCCCAAGCCACCUUCUAGCUUCCCAUCCAAAGCCACUUUGGGGCCUGGCCUGAAAAAUGGGCCCCUUCCAAUGUCCGGCUACCUGUCACCCCGAGGGCUCAAUCCAGCGCCCCCAGCUCUUAGGGUCAAAGGGGUUUGGGUGCCUAACAGGGGCUUCCACCCAUCUCUUCCUCUCCUCUUUAUCUGGCACCGGGAGCUGAGGGCCUGAUUCUGCCAGCAGUCCACAGGGCAGGGGGAGCUGCAGUGACUUCUCGGGAACCGCUGCACAGGCCUUCCAGGGUCUGCCCCCGAAUCAGGGAGAGAUGGGGGAGAAGGCAAAGUGCUCGGGGGAGGAAAUCUGGCCGAGGGAGACCGCUGCCCCGCACUGCCUCCUCUAGGCCCACAAUGGGAGGGUGGGCCGUGGUGACUGCCCCGAGCUGCACUGUGGGGAAGGGAGAAGUUCAAGCCAGCUGAGCACUGCUGCCUCGCACAGCCGGGAGAGGGAAACCUGCCUGACCCGCAGCGUGGAACCAAGUCAAGCCCAGUAAAUCCCGGCUCCAUCCCAUCCACCAGGGCCAGGAAUCCCCCCUUUCCGGCCGUCUCGCCAGACAGACACAGGCCCGGGCAGCCUGGCUGGCCAGGCGCACUCACACUUUACUAGCAGUCUGUUACCAGCCGGCUCAGCGUGUUACCCCAGCCCACCCCUGCUGCGACCCUGUAAUUUAUGUACAAUCCCCUUUCUGUCUCCCCCCUCCCCCCCGAGGGAUUUGCACAGCAGAUCUGGGUGUAAUCAAGUCCAGGAAUUUCCAUUCAAGUAUCCUGGGCUUUUUUUUUCCCCCCAAGAUUUUUGGUUAACCCUUUCAGACGGGGAGAGGAGGAGGAGGGUUUAACCCCAUCCCAGCUCCCCAAACCCCACCACUCCAUUGUCGCUUUCAGUCCAAUACCCUGGGGCCGGAGUGACUUGAGCGGGUUCAAUCUACCUUUGCUGAGUGCACUUCGCGGCUGCUGUUCCUCGCCGAGCCAGCUCAGCCCGCAAGCAUUGUACCGUCCAGAGGCAAAGCCUCUGUCCCGACGGCAGGAGAGAGACCGGCUCGCAUGCAGGGAUCAAGAUACCAACGCCAGAGACUCUGCUGGGAGUGAGUCUCCUUCCACCCGCCUGGCAUUUGGCCCAGCAUGGAAUGUUUCAAGGGUUACGAAGAGUUAACGCUGGCCUUGCCAACCCCCCGGGCCAUCCCAAGGAGGAUAUAAAUUAAGAGAUGAGCCACCUUCCUUUCAGAAGCCAACCCGGCUUAAUUGGGGAAGGAUGGACUCAUCCCAGCUCCUCUGCAGCAUCUCGCUCCUCCUCCUGGUCAGACCCACUGUCUCCCAGCCAGUGGAAGGCAAGAGGCCCCUGCUGAUGGAAGAGCCACAGCCGGGUACCAGCAUCGGGGACCUGCUCUGGGGGCUCCUAGAGACGCACAUGCCAAAGGGACCUUCCCUGCACAUCCCGGAUGACCCUAGAAACCUGCUGCCCUACGCCUCCCCCGGGCCGGCCAAGCGCCGUCAAAAACGGAGGCUGCUGGCUGGCAGCCGCUUGUGGGAGCAGCCAGAGGAGCAGGAGUGCCGACUGCGGAGUUUGCUGCUGCGCGUCAAGGAUCUGGCCCUGGGCUACGACUCCGAGGAGACCAUCCUGUUCAAGUAUUGCAGCGGGAGCUGCCCCAAGGCCCGCACCAACCACGACCUGACGCUCUCCAUGCUGCUCCAGAAGAGCGAGAUCCCGGCCCUGGGCGAUGAGAAGAUCGUUGGCGACCCCUGCUGCCGGCCAACGCACUACGAGGACGUGGCCUUCCUAGACAACAGCCACCAGUGGCACGAGGUGGAGAAGCUCUCGGCUUCUGCCUGCUCCUGCGUGGGCUGAUGCUGCUGGCGGGAGGGUAUGUCAGCAGGGUGUGCGUAGCUCCAGUGUUAAAGCAGUCAGUGUUUCUUCCUCCCACACCCUAGAACCCGUAGCCUGAGAGAAGACCAAACUCCACCCCACAGAUCCCACAGAAUGGGGGCCAUGACUUAUGCCCCUUGAAGGGCACCCUCUAGGGGUGGGAGAAGGGAACUGCUACUACCACUACCGGGGAGUCAAUCAAAACAACAAUGGCGUUCACUUCACAAUACCAGGCCAACCCACUUCUUCCACUCAGCCGCCAGUCCCACCCUGUUUCUUUGCAUUACUGAGAUGCUAGCUUGUUUGCUAAGGCCUGGAACCUCAAAGGCAUUUAGGCUCCUAACUUCCAAUGGGAGUCAGGAGCCUAAAUACCUUGGAGGAUCAGAGACUGAGAACCUGCCUGGAGGAGGCGUGCAUGGCUCAUCUACACGCAGGUGCAGGGGGACAGCUGGAUGAUACAAGAGAUAUUUAUGGAUUCCUAAGUUAUUUAUUUAUUUGGUAUCUUCCGCUAAGGGCAGGGAGGGCCAGGGAUCUCAUUCCUGCCACCUCCCUACCUGAGCUUGUUAGAAUCCCUUUUUAAUUUAUUUGCUUCUUUCCGCUAGUAGAGAGUCGGGGAUUGUAUUUGUUUGCUCGUUUUCAGGCAUGUCUUGGGAACGGCUGAAAUGUACAUGGUGGUUUCAGACUAAUAAAAACCAUGUAACUAAUCAAAAGACGUGUGGCUAUUUUGUGGGACAGAUGGGCAAGGAUUACUCCCUUUGAG